AUGCCAAUUAUGAGCGUAAUGGAAAAUCUACCUUUGAAACAAAAUGAAGUGUCAAAAGAAAUUGUGAGCGAAGCAACAGCAUUUCGAAAUGUUCAUCAAGUAAAGAGCAAAAUAGCGAACAAGUUACCUACAUCUUCACUCUAUGUCGUCUGCGAAUUUAAUUUGAGAUGGAAUUUAGAGGGCAUUUACACGUUCAAUCUUCACGAGCCUCCAUUGUCCACAAUGUUAAAUGUAAAGAAAUAA
Molecule: messenger RNA, 243 nt
Organism: Clunio marinus
Lineage: Eukaryota; Metazoa; Arthropoda; Insecta; Diptera; Chironomidae
Source: the annotation of a GenBank genome assembly